AUGUUCGUUAUAAAUAUGCUAACACAUAAAACUGGAAAUAUCAUUGCUGGAAGUAACAGAGAAUAUUCAAUGAUGCUUAGUUAUAUUUCAUGCAUAUGCGUCAUUACCAUAAUCUUUACAUGGGCUACUCGUAUUAACAGAGCUGCUUGUAAUGUUACCGAACACUGUGGAUACAAUACAUAUAAAGAUGGAAACGUGUGUAGAGAUUGUCCUGUAGGAUAUUUUGGAUUUCACUGCUCUAAUAAGUGUCCCCCACCUUCAUACGGAGUUCACUGUAGUCAAGUGUGUAAAUGUUCGCCGUGUGAUCAUGCAUUUGGUUGCACUUUAAACACCAAAUCUCAAGAAACGGGAUCAACCACUGCUGUAAAACAUAAAAGCUCGCCUAAAUUACAGAUUAUUAAGAACAUAACAAACCAAAAAACGCAAGAUUCCAUAUCUAUAGUUGAAACAACGACUUAUAUACCAAACGGAAGAAUGGAAGUAAUGACAACGCAGAUUCCCAAAAAAGACAUUACACCUGUAAUUAUCAUUUUUAUUGGAUCUUUUAUUUGUCUUGUACUGAUGUUUGAGAUACGUCGAGAAAUAAAAUUAUAUAUGGAAGUGAUUUCGGAGACCACCUGUGCUUGAUGAGGUUCAUACAAAUAUUGAUGAUGUCGACAACAGCAUAAGAUGAAUUUUUAUAAUAUCUAUAAUGAGAUAGUUAUAUUAAUUUUUCAAAAACUAUCAACAUCAUUAUGUUGUGACUUGACUUUUUUUACUGACUUUAUGUAGAUUUUCAAGAAAAACGGAGUUUUGCUCGAUAUGGAUCAAGAUGUCAAAAUUGAGGGCUAUGUUUUAAAUAACGAAUAAAUGUUCAAGGAAAGAAAGUGUUUACGGCAUUUUUUUUAGAAGGGUAUGGUUCUCUUAAGUUGUGCGUUAUUCUUUUCCAGAUCAUAAAAGUCCUUUGAACAUGCUUUUAUAUGUAAUAUGUUCACAUUCUUCCAUUUCGAAAUCAUCUACAUCAACCAUUGAAAAGCACAGCAGAACAGUCCAGUUAUUCCGCAAGUUUCUAUGAUAAAGCAAAGGAAUUAUUGCAUUGUGAUAUUUUCAACAAACCAACACUAAUAUUGUCAUUAAAAGCAAACCGAGGAAGACCUUAAAAGCAACUGUCUGAAGGUUAAGCCUAUUGUAUAUAAAUUUGUAGUCCAAUAUUUGGUGCCAAAGCAACUGCUCACAAACUGGCACUUGAGACAACUUUACAAAAAGCAUUUGCUUUAAUUUGUUUUGGUUCAUUUGUCGCAAGCUGAUUAUUUACUCAAAUUUUCUGUCAGAUAAACAGAGUGCAAUAAUUCUUGUUGUUUUGAUUUGCUCGAAAUUGGAUAGUUUUGUGCAUGUGAGCGCUAAGAAAGGAGUGGCUCUAACUUUGAUCGUUGAUCCAGAAUUGUAGAAUUUAAAAUGAAUUUGCUAACUACAGAAACAUGCACAUCUAUCGAUGAUUUCAUGUCAGUGUAAUUAAAAUCAAUUAAACAACACAGAUACUAUAUAGAAACAACUUUUAAAGCCUUGGUAUGUAGCCUCAUAGAAAAAAGAAGAAAGGGGCCAUUUUAUGCAAUGAAGCUCUGCUAUUCAAUGAACCGCAAAGUGACUGAAUAUUAGCACACAGGUAGCUGAAU
Molecule: messenger RNA, 1652 nt
Organism: Magallana angulata
Lineage: Eukaryota; Metazoa; Mollusca; Bivalvia; Ostreida; Ostreidae
Exons: 5
Coding region: 1-627 (208 amino acids)
Source: RefSeq, a predicted model, not a curated record